AUGACUCAGAGUGGUGACUCGGAUGAGCUUUGUCCUUGGACUCAUAUCCUUUUAAUAGUUCGUCUCAUUCGUUAUCACAGUACUUCUACUGGUAACUGGGCACCACUCUCCUGGCAUGUUGGUCGCACGACCUUGAUGUCAUCCAUUGGAUCCAUGGGCACAAAGCAUGCACCAGACUUCUUGCUGGUUCUCCCACCAGCGGUUAAACACAAAGUCUCACCAUGCGUACCAGUUGUGUUGGGAAAAGUUGAAAAGACAGUUCCUCCGAGUUUGGUGUCGUCAACCAGGAAAUUUCCGUUGUUCUGGAGUCGCAUGACCUCGAUGUCAUCCGUUGGAUCCAUGGGCAUGAAGCAUGCACUGGACUGCUUACUGCUUCUCCCACCAGCGGUUAAACGCAAAGUCUCACCAUGCGUACCAGUUGUAAUGCUGCAGUUCGGUGUCGUCGACCAGGCAAUCUUCGUUGUUCUGGAGUCGCACGACCUCAAUGUCAUCUGUUGGAUCCAUGGGCAUGAAGCGUGCACCAGACUGCUUACUGCUUCUCCCACCAGCGGUUAA
Suillus discolor is the source of this 555-nucleotide messenger RNA. RefSeq lists its product as uncharacterized. NCBI's taxonomy places the organism in Eukaryota, Fungi, Basidiomycota, Agaricomycetes, Boletales, Suillaceae. The coding region runs from base 1 to 555 and encodes 184 amino acids. The record is from RefSeq and is a predicted model, not a curated record. The transcript has 6 exons.